Molecule: messenger RNA, 2888 nt
Organism: Melozone crissalis (California towhee)
Lineage: Eukaryota; Metazoa; Chordata; Aves; Passeriformes; Passerellidae
Gene: MYB
Product: MYB proto-oncogene, transcription factor
Exons: 16
Coding region: 1-2295 (764 amino acids)
Biological process (GO): regulation of DNA-templated transcription
Cellular component (GO): nucleus
Molecular function (GO): DNA-binding transcription factor activity, RNA polymerase II-specific; RNA polymerase II cis-regulatory region sequence-specific DNA binding
Source: RefSeq, a predicted model, not a curated record
AUGUCCCGGAGACCCCGGCACAGUAUAUAUAGUAGUGAUGAUGAUGAAGAAGAUGUUGAGGUCUAUGAUCACGACUAUGAUGGUCUGCUUCCCAAGACUGGAAAACGCCACUUAGGAAAAACCAGGUGGACCCGCGAGGAGGAUGAGAAGCUGAAGAAGCUUGUGGAGCAGAAUGGCACAGAAGACUGGAAAGUCAUAGCCAAUUUCCUUCCUAAUCGGACAGAUGUUCAGUGCCAGCACCGAUGGCAGAAGGUACUAAACCCAGAACUUAUCAAAGGUCCCUGGACUAAAGAGGAGGAUCAAAGGGUAAUAGAGCUCGUGCAGAAAUACGGUCCAAAGCGCUGGUCUGUCAUUGCUAAGCAUUUGAAGGGAAGGAUUGGAAAACAGUGCAGGGAGAGGUGGCACAACCAUUUGAAUCCAGAAGUGAAGAAAACCUCCUGGACAGAAGAGGAAGAUAGAAUUAUUUACCAGGCACACAAGAGGCUGGGAAACAGAUGGGCAGAGAUUGCAAAGUUGCUGCCUGGACGAACUGAUAAUGCUAUCAAGAACCACUGGAACUCCACCAUGCGCCGGAAGGUCGAGCAGGAGGGCUACCUGCAGGAGUCCUCCAAAGCCUGCCACUCCUCAGCAGCUGCUGGCUUUCAGAAGAACAACCACCUGAUGGCCUUUGCUCACAGCGCAUCGCCGCCCGCGCAGCUGGCAGUGGCCAGCCAGCCCCCGCUGGGCAGUGACUACCCCUACUACCACCUGCCCGAGCCUCAGAACGUUCCUGGUCAGAUCCCGUAUCCAGUAGCACUGCAUGUAAAUAUUGUCAAUGUACCUCAGCCAGCUGCUGCAGCUAUCCAGAGACACUAUAAUGAUGAAGAUCCUGAGAAAGAAAAGCGAAUAAAGGAAUUAGAGUUGCUACUAAUGUCGACUGAGAAUGAACUGAAAGGGCAGCAGGCAUUACCAACACAGAACCACACAUCAAACUACCCCGGCUGGCACAGCACCACAAUUGCUGACAGUACCAGGACCAGUGGUGACAGUGCACCUGUUUCCUGUUUGGGGGAGCAUCACCACUGCACUCCAUCUCCACCGGUGGAUCACGGUUGCUUACCUGAGGAAAGUGCAUCCCCUGCCCGGUGCAUGAUUGUUCACCAGAGCAACAUCCUGGACAAUGUUAAGAAUCUCUUAGAAUUUGCUGAAACACUCCAGUUAAUAGACUCCGAUCCUUCUUCAUGGGGUGAUCUCAGCACUUUUGAAUUCUUUGAAGACACAGACACUCCGGCUAGCAGAGCUCCCCCAGGCAAAGCUGCGCAGCUUCAGCAGAGAGGGGCCAGUGCUUGCAGACCGCAAGGACAGCCCACCACAAAUUUGAGCAAAGUCAUGUUGAGUCAGGGCUCUCUUGGCUCACCAAAGACCUUAUCUGCCUCCCAGGGCAGCGCGGCUCCGUGGCUCCUUCUUCGCAAAAGGAGAGGGCACUGCGGCCCCUCAACCAAUGGCCAUGGUAGCGCCUUGGUCCGAGCUGACGCCAGCAGCUCAACUCCUCCUAAGCGCUCCCCUGUCAAAAGCCUGCCCUUCUCUCCCUCGCAGUUCCUAAACACCUCAUCCACUCACGAAAACUUGAACCUGGAGAACCCUGCACUUACCUCCACGCCGGUGUGUGGCCAUAAGAUGGCAGUUACCUCCCCGUUCCACAGGGACCAGGCUUUCAAAGCUCAGAAGGAAAACCAUGUUUUCAGGACUCCAGCAAUCAAGAGGUCGAUAUUAGAAAGCUCUCCAAGAACACCCACUCCAUUCAAAAACGCACUUGCAGCUCAGGAAAUCAAAUACGGUCCUUUGAAGAUGCUGCCUCAAACUCCAACUCAUCUUGUGGAAGAUCUGCAGGAUGUUAUCAAGCAGGAGUCGGAGGAAUCUGCAAUAGUGGCUGGGCUACAUGAAAGUGGACCCCCUUUGCUGAAGAAAAUCAAACAAGAGGUGGAGUCGCCAACAGAUAAAGCUGGAAAUUUUUUUUGUUCAAAUCACUGGGAAGGAGAAAACCUGAACACUCAGCUCUUUACACCUGGGUCUGCUAUGGAAGAUGUGCCAAAUCUUCUUACCAGUUCCAUUUUAAAGAUGCCUGUGUCUGAAGAUGAUGAUAGUUUUCACAAAACAGUUGCAGUACCUAGAAACAGGCCACUAGCUAGUCCUCUACAGCAUCUGAACAACACCUGGGAGCCGGCGUCCUGCGGGAAGAUCGAGGAUCAGAUGGCUCUGCCAGAUCAGGCGCGCAAAUACAUGGCCACCUUCCCCACCCGGACUCUGGUGAUGUGAAAGGGUCGGCGCACAGAGAAGCAUUAUGGUUCUGAGAACACUUCACCUCCACUGGGAAAUUCCUGUUCCUCUGCAUGAGAACUUUUCAUGAAUGGGAGAAGAGCCUAUCUUUGUUGUGGUACAACAGUUGGGAGCAGCACAAAGUGCAUUUAGUCACUCAGCAUAUAUAUUCUUGUUGGAUUUCACCCAACUUAAGAGUUUGUGUUUUUUUAAUGAUACUUGCCUAAAUUAUUAGGUAUUGAGUUUGAAUCGGUAAUUAAUGAUCUUAAGUGCAGUCUUAUAAUAAAGAUAAUUUUUCUUGUACUUUUUGAGAUCAAACAGACUUAAUACACCAGUAUUGUUAUUUCAGUGAUGUGCUAGUCAGGGGUGGGGUUUAGUUUGUUUCUUUUUUUAUUUUUUAUUUUGUUUUGUAAUAAUAAAAGAGCAGGUACUCACACAGAUAUAUUUUAAAUCACUGAACAAAAUGAAUUGGUGUAAAAUACCGAAGUGAAAAGCAUUACUACAAACGCUUGUCUGUGCAAAAGGGGAAAGCUGAUCAAGAUUGUGAAUGCUCAAACAUCCAUUCCUCUUGAAAUACUCCUUUCUGUUUUGGU